AUGGAAGAGGAUCAACGAUCAUGGGCUGAUAUAUGUCCAUAUCUCUUGGAAUCCAUCUACAACAGACUCUCGUCUCAUGUCGACGGUACUCACUUCGGCGACGUAUGCAAGAACUGGCACCAAGUUCACUCUCACAUCGCCCUUUCCAAUCCCCGACCUGUGUUGAUCAGCCAUGCAAAAUUGUCCAGCUCGGACAUCAUCCAAGUGCGGGAGGGUAAGCGACUUAUUCUCCAACGGCGUCGUGAAUCUCAAAUCCCAUAUGAGCUUGCAGCGCUACCCACGGCUCUCGACUCGGCAAUCCUCGUGGUGUAUGGCGACUCCUAUCUAUGCAUGUUUCGUCGUGAACACAAUGGUGAAUUUGAGCAAAAGACAUACGAUUUCUCAUUGAGUGGGAAAAAAGGACAAACAUGUCUUGGCGUGGGCUACAAAGACAAUAGAUUCUUCUGUUUAUUUAAAAUGGGGGAUAUGUUGAUUUUCGGCAUCGACGAGAAUGAGACCAAGAUGUUGCUGGCGGCAACUAAACCUAUGUUUCCCGAACAACUCCAACGGUGGGACUAUUUGUGUGUCAUGGCGAUGGUGGUGGCAAAAAAAGCCACAACUACAAAUGAUCGAUACCAUGAGGUAGAACAGGUGAUAUGGUUUAGGCUGGUCACUCAUUGGGAGCGGGAUUAUGAGGGGAGCUUCCGGCUAGUAGCAAUGGAGGAAAAUGUUAUGAUGGCCACCGAUCUGCUACUGGAGAAUAACGACGGUGAUGACAUAGAGGGCAACAGUAAAACAACAGGACUUAUUUUAGUGAAAGACCGGUUACCAUUGAAGAGGACUUUCGACAUAUAUUAUAUUCACAUACUGUUUGCUCUUUUUUCCAUACUUUUCAUGUAUUCUUUUUCUUGGAUUAUCUUUUUCCUAAGGAGUCGUUUGUGUUGA
Molecule: messenger RNA, 924 nt
Organism: Linum trigynum
Lineage: Eukaryota; Viridiplantae; Streptophyta; Magnoliopsida; Malpighiales; Linaceae
Source: the annotation of a GenBank genome assembly